AUGACCAACGUAGCCCGCAGAGCCGUUCCGGCACACCUAGCAGAGCAUGAAGACGAUGACCAUGCUGGCCAGAGGGGCUACAUCAAAGGGACCGACUUCUCGCUGCCGUACUUCUCGCAGUGGUCACGCCUCCACGAGUCCGAAGCCAGCGACGGCCUGCUCCGCCAUGUCAGCUGCGGCUACCUCUCGACGCACGGCGUGCCGCCGACGCUACUGGCGCUCAAGCAACACGCCCAGUCACUGUGCGUGCUCAUCCAUGCGCUGAACCCGACCCUCAAAUCCGCCGAGAUCGCCGGCGGCAAUCCGGCCAAGGCAGGGUCCAAGAAAACGGGGUCAGCGGCGGAGGCAGCAGGGGCGGCCGAGGACUCGCUCGGGCUCAAGUACGAACUCAACGACGCCUUCGACUUUCUCACGGACCUGAGCGUGCCGUACACCAACGACGACCCCAACCACCACAAGCCCCUGACCGGGCUGGCCAACGAGGUCCGCGGCCGCCACGAGGCCCUCGGCACGAUCUACCACUGCCCCUUCGCCGAGCACAAGCCGCGCGGCCGGGGCGAGAAACAAAAGCCCUACGCCAACCACCACAACCUCAUCAUGCACGCCAACGCCUGCCUCGAGCGCCUCGACCACGAGUUCAGCAGCACCGGCGGCCUGAUGAGCCUGCUCCCCACCACCACCACCACCACACCAACCACCAACCCCAACCCCCACCACCCAGCAACGGACCUCACCAACGCCCGCAACAGCCUCCUCGGCCAAUGGCUGCACUUCACGCAGACGCUCGUCGCGCGCAUGCACGAGCUGGAACGGGCGUACGGCAACGCGCUGGACGCGCUGGCCGGCGAGGCCGCGAUCCCGCACCAGGCGCUCGCCGCGCAGGGGCCCGACGGCCGCGCCACGGGCCGUGUCGUCGCGUACCCCCAGGACCGGUGGGUGCUGGUGAAUGCCGGGGACGAGGUCUUUGAGGCGGUGCAUCGGUUGUUGGAUCGCGAGGAGGGGAAGGGUCGGGUGAGGGAGAGGGUUUGGAGGGGGAAUGGGGUCGUGGGGGAUGGGUUGUGGGUGGGGAAGGGUGGCGAAGGUGGUGGUGGUGGUGGUGGUGGUGGUGGUGUUAGUGCGGGGGUGCGGGACUACGCGAGGGGCAUCGUGCCGGUGGAUAUCAUGACGCGGUAUUAUCGGCUUGCUGGGUCUGGACGUAACACGCUGUUUGUGGUGCCGGCGUGGGAGCAGCACCCCGGGGUGGAAACCUCGCGCGAGACGGAGGCGGCUCCGACCGUGGUCGCCUGUCCGCAGCCUAAGUUCCCCCAGCGUGCCACCGAGUUGGAGAAGCGCUACACGGCGCGCAUCAACCACGCGCAGCGCAUCGAGCUGGAGGCGCUGCGGGUGCGGCGGAAGGCGGAGGAGCUGCGCGGGGAGGUUGGGGUGCUGCGCCGGCAGAACGAGACGUUGGCACGUUCGAGGGAUGCGUUGAUGUUGGCGGUUGGGGAGGGCGGUGUGGAUGGGGAUGGUAUGAAGCUGGCGGGGGAGGUGCAUAAGCAGAGGGAGAGGGCGGCCAAGGCGGAGCGGGAGAUUGAGGUUAUGAGGGUGGAGAGGAAUCGGGCGCUGGCGAGGGAGGAGUCAUUGCGUGAGGAGCUGAAUGAGUUGAGGAGGGAGUUGGCUGCGAUUCGGGGUAAUAGCAUGUGCAGCUGCGCAAGCCCGGUGAGGGAUGGACGGUGUGCAUUCCCGUGCCAUCGUAUACGAGAGCUGGUCAAACUAGACACUGCGUCAUUCCCCGCCGCAUACCUCGUACGGACACGGCAAUCUACAGAGCAAUGCGGAGCUAAGCGAGGCGAUUACCAUUACGGCCUCUUCUCAAUCAUCUCAUCUCCUCCCAUGCCUCUUUCCCCUUUCUUUGCCGGGAGAGCAAUGCUGACGCCUUCGGGUGCUGGUGCGCUCCCGGGCGGGGCCAGCACCUCGCCGUCGUCCGUCAGGGGCUCCGCGGCAGCUACCCGGCGCCAUCCCGGUCCCGGUCCCGGUCCCGGCCACCAGCAAGCGGCAUUCAACAAGAGGUUUGCUUUUGCGGCUCUCAGUUUGGCCACACGCGUGUCCGCCGACCCGAUACUGCCGUACACCCCGACCACCAUUCUGCUGCCCCCUGAGGGUAGCACCGGCAGUGGCACCGCUUACAUCUUCGCCCCGAGCGGAGACACCCGGAACGCAGUCGACUUCCUCGCCCUCAACGUCUCCAGCCUGCGCACGUCUGCCCUCGAGCCCACCAAACUCACACCCUCCCUCCCCUUCCUCUCCGCAGACCCGACCGACUGCACCACCUUCGCGCCGACCCUCCUCCGCAACGGUACAAUCGCCGUUCUGGCUGGCGACUGCGCCUCGACAUCCACCUCCACCCUUUGGACCUACACGCCGGGCCACACAGACACGCCAUGGACACAACACGCCAUCACGCCUUCCACCAGCUGGGACAACGCGCAGAGCGGGCCCUACCACCUCGGCGGCGUGCUCAACUUCUCCCCGCAACUUAGCCCCGUGCUCUCGGAACCCACCCUCUACCUCUACGGCGGCAUGUGCCCGUUCCCCAACGCCUCAACCUCCACCUGGCAGUCCAAAGCCACCUAUUCCAACCGCAUGCUCCGCCUCACCCCACCCCAACCCCCCACCACCCAGGUCAACAACAACAACAACAACAACAACAACAACAACAAUAACCCUCCAGCAUACACCCUCACCUACGCCAUGCCGCACGGCCAACUCCCGCCUGUCGCCGAAGCGGGCUUUUCCCUGACCGAGCUCGCCCCCUCCCUCUCCAACCGCAGCAGCAGCAGCAGCAACGGAGCCACCAACGUGGUCGUCCAGCAAACCAGCCACGUGCUCCUCGGCGGGCACACGCAGGGCGCCUUCGUCGGCAUGGCCGCCGCCGCGCUGUGGUCGCUGCCGGAGGAGACGUGGAGCUUUGUGCGCAUUGCGCCGCCCGCGGCGGCGGGGAAGCCGGAUUUGGCGCGGUUGAGGGGGGCAGAACGGGGGGUGGGGAGGCGGGGUGAGGAUGAUGGGGCCGAGGUGGAUGUUGGCGUGGAUAGUCGGUCGGGACACACGGCGGUCUUGAGUGAGGAUGGGACGAGGUUGGUGGUGUAUGGGGGGUGGGUUGGGGAUGUGAGCCAGGCGGCUGAGCCGCAGUUGGCGGUGGUGAGGAUUGGGGUCGGGUUGGGGGAUUGGCAGUGGGAGGUGCCUGAUCAGGGGCCUGGUGGGCGUGGGAGUGGGGUGUAUGGGCAUGGUGCGGUGGUGUUGCCGGGGAAUGUGAUGAUGGUGUAUGGGGGGUAUGAGAUUUCAGGGGGUGGAGUCAAGAGGCAGGCGGGCGGGGGGCAGGGAAUGUUUUACAAUAUCACGAGCGGGAGCUGGUCCGACGUCUAUGUUAGUCCCCUUACCGAGGGAGAUAGUGAUGGUAGUGGUGGUGAUGGGAAUGGGAGUGGCACCGUCGGCGGCGGGGGCAGUGGUGGGAGUGGUUCGUCCGGGCCGGGCGGGGAUGAUAGCAGCCCGGAUAACUCGUCACUAGCAAGGCAGAUUGGCCUCGGGGUUGGCCUUGGAGUUGGCCUGCUUGUCCUCGCCAUCGCGGCCUUCUUCGGGUUCCGUUGGUUCCGCCGGAGACAGAAGCGUCGGGCAGCACGCGAUGAGACUCUCCGCGGCCUAUCCCAGGGCGUCAACGGCUCGCUCCCCCGUGGCAUCGGCGACGACGAUGAAAUGCUUGAGCGGAAUCACAGCAUGGGCAUGUUCCCCUGGACGGCCGGUGCCGCGCGUGACUGGUACACGGGCGGAAACGACCCCUACUCACAGGGCCAACGCUCCCUGGGCUACGAGACCCUCCGCAGCGGGUCCAGACCUCACUCGCUGUACAUCCCGCCACCGCCGUCAGCAUCGACCUUCAGCCACCGGCUCAAGGGUGCCAAGGGCCUCCACCAGCCAGCUUCAUCUUACGACUCCACACCGCUGACGCGCUCCCCAAACCGCAUCGAGCCUAUCUACGAAGCGGACGAGGACGAAGAGGGCGACCUCGGGAAAGGCUACCCGCUGAGCCCAGACAAGGAAGAACGCGAUGACGGCGACGACGACCCCUUCCUCACCCCCACCGUCGACACCCCCGUGGGCGCGCGCUUCCCGGCCGCAACCGCAGCCAACGCCAACUCCCCAACCCCACCUCUCACUUCAACCCAACCCCCAACAGAAAAAGCAAGCGGUAACAGCGGCGGCCAGCACCAAGACCCCGACGUCCAAGGCUGGGUAUCCAACGUGGACGCAUCCACGCCAGCACCAAGCCACCACCACCACCACCCACUCACCAGGCGCCCGUCCCAAAACACAGCCCCCCCACCACCACCACCACUACCAGCGGCAGAAACAACGUCGACAACCGUUGCGGUAGCAACCGGGCGCGUAUCGCCCCUCCGCCGUGGCGCAUCAGCCAAGUCGGCCAAGUCGGCGGCAGGGCGGCACUCGCUGGUCUCGGCGCCGACGGACUCGUCGUCGUCGGUGGCGGCGACGGAUGACGGGCGGACCGAGAGCGGGCUGUCGGAGCGGAGCGCGUUUAGUUUUGUGCGUGGCGCUGUUGGUGGUGCUGGUGGAAGUGGAAGUGGUGCGGUUGGGGUUGGGGGGAGUGGUGCGGUGAGUGGUGCGGCUGGGGGCAGUGGGAACGGGACGGAGGAUAGAGCGCUCCUGUCGCGGCUGCAUACCACGCUGGCUACCACGGUGGCGGCGGCGACGGCGACGACGACGGCCGCUGGGGCUGGGGCUGGGGCUGGGGCUGGGGCUGGGGAGGGGCGGGCGGGCAGCAGCGGGGCGGCGAGCGCAAACUCGGGCAACAGCUACAACACGGCGCGGUCCAAUUUUGCGGCGCUGCAGGCCGAGGGGCCGGCGCUGCUUCUGGGCCGCCGCCGCCAGGACCGCGAGGAAGCCGCCGGCGCGGGCGAGGAUGAGGACUACGCCUACCUACCCAGCAGCCCCGGCAAGAGCAAGCCGCGUCGGAGCUGGUUUGGGAGUUUGAGGCGCGUGUUCAGCGGCGGCACGCCCGAGUCCUGGAGCAACGCCAGCGGUGAGAGCUUCCGCGGGGAGAGCCCGACGCGGGAGGGGCUACUUGCGUAUGAAGGGGGCAGUCCGGACUAUGACGGCCGUUCAUACGGGGUCGGGCUACAGAAACGGCGGCAGGGGAGGGAGGCGUGGCUGGGCGGGGACGGGAAUGGGGAUGAGGAGGAGUGGGAUAGGGAUCUGGAGAGGGCGGCCGAGCAGCGGACGGUGCAGAUUAUGUUCACUGUGCCGAGGGAGCAGCUGCGGGUGGUGAAUGCCGAGGUGGAGAGGGAGGAGAGCGUGCUGAUCGUUGAUCCAGAUGACGAGGAGUAUGUCACGGACGAGAAAGCAUCAACGGCGCCGGUGGAGGCGGAGGCGUCUUCGCGGCCAGAACCUGCUUUGCUCUCACCCCCUCGGUUGGUGCCGCCAGGCGAAGACGACUACAGUGCCGCCGACAGACGAUCCACCGCUACUCUUGAGCCACCGCGCGGCGGUUCCCCGUCCUCGUCAAUGCGGGCAGCCUCCAUCACAAGCACGACGCUCCAUAUCGCCGAAGCGGUGCGCUUAGAACGGCCGAGGACACGCGUGUUGGCGAUGGUAGAGACCUUCGAGACACGGAGCCGAGAGGGGAGCCCGAGUGGAAGCCCCGGCGGUAGUCCCGGCGGGAGUCUGAGAAAGGGUUCAUGA
Molecule: messenger RNA, 5733 nt
Organism: Chaetomium globosum CBS 148.51
Lineage: Eukaryota; Fungi; Ascomycota; Sordariomycetes; Sordariales; Chaetomiaceae
Exons: 3
Coding region: 1-5733 (1910 amino acids)
Molecular function (GO): protein binding
Source: RefSeq, a predicted model, not a curated record